ACUCUCUCUCUCUCUCUAUUUCUUUCUCUCUCUGCAUCUCUCCUUCGUCGCGGCCGUUCGCUAUGUCGUGCUUCAAGAGCAAAUACACCGAUGAGCUCAUUGCCAAUGCUGCUUACAUCGGCACUCCUGGAAAGGGUAUUCUAGCCGCUGACGAGUCUACCGGCACAAUCGGAAAACGUCUAGCGAGCAUUAACGUAGAGAACGUCGAGACCAACAGGCGUGCUCUCCGUGAGCUCUUGUUCACCACUCCUGGAGCUCUCCAGUACCUCAGCGGUGUCAUCCUCUAUGAGGAGACCCUUUACCAGAAGACAGCCGCCGGCAAGCCGUUUGUUGAACUGUUGAAGGAAGGGGGAGUCCUUCCCGGUAUUAAGGUGGACAAGGGCACGGUCGAGCUCGCUGGUACGAACGGUGAGACCACCACGAUCGGGCUCGAUGGGCUCGGUGACCGCUGCAAGAAAUACUACGAAGCCGGUGCCCGUUUCGCCAAGUGGAGAGCAGUCCUCAAGAUCAGUGCAAACGAGCCUUCCGAACUAGCCAUCCACGAGAACGCCUACGGUUUAGCCAGGUAUGCCGUCAUCUGCCAAGAGAAUGGACUCGUCCCGAUCGUCGAGCCCGAGAUCCUUGUGGACGGCUCGCACGACAUCGAGAAGUGCGCUUACGUCACGGAACGUGUCCUGGCCGCAUGCUACAAGGCCUUGAACGACCACCACGUCAUCCUGGAAGGAACACUCCUGAAACCAAACAUGGUGACUCCAGGUUCCGACAGCGCCAAGGUUGCCCCCGAGGUGAUCGCUGAGCACACGGUUCGAGCCCUACAACGAACCGUCCCCGCCGCGGUCCCAGCCAUCGUGUUCUUGUCAGGUGGGCAGAGCGAGGAAGAGGCGACGGUUAACCUCAACGCGAUGAACCAGCUCAAGGGGAAGAAACCAUGGAGCCUGACGUUUUCGUACGGACGAGCCCUUCAACAGAGCACACUCAAGACGUGGGCGGGUAAGGAGGAGAACGUGGAGAAGGCACAAGCGGCCUUCUUGGCUCGAGCCAGGGCUAACUCUGAGGCCACGCUCGGCGGCUACAAGGGCGACGCUAAUCUCGUAGACGGCGCCUCUGAGAGCCUUCACGUCAAAGACUACAAGUACUGAGAAAAAGGUUCAAACCUCGUUCUUGAUUUUUGAAAAGAGUUUUUUUUUUUUUUUGUAAUAAAAAACAUUCUCUCUCCACAUUUUACAAUUUUGCCACGGAGAUUAUGUCUUAUAAUCCUAUGCAGAUAAAUAUUAUAUUUAAUAAUCAACAAUUAUUGUUAUCAUGGUACAACUCAAAUAUAUUCGAAAGCCCAGAAUA
Tarenaya hassleriana is the source of this 1338-nucleotide messenger RNA. RefSeq names its product fructose-bisphosphate aldolase 6, cytosolic. Gene Ontology annotation, biological process: glycolytic process; fructose 1,6-bisphosphate metabolic process. Lineage: Eukaryota; Viridiplantae; Streptophyta; Magnoliopsida; Brassicales; Cleomaceae. Gene Ontology annotation, molecular function: fructose-bisphosphate aldolase activity. The record is from RefSeq and is a predicted model, not a curated record. The transcript is spliced from 3 exons. The coding region runs from base 63 to 1139 and encodes 358 amino acids. Gene Ontology annotation, cellular component: cytosol.